Molecule: messenger RNA, 738 nt
Organism: Brassica napus (rape)
Lineage: Eukaryota; Viridiplantae; Streptophyta; Magnoliopsida; Brassicales; Brassicaceae
Product: lectin-domain containing receptor kinase VI.3-like
Exons: 3
Coding region: 1-738 (245 amino acids)
Molecular function (GO): carbohydrate binding
Source: RefSeq, a predicted model, not a curated record
AUGGUCUCAUUUUUGCUCGUACUCUUCCAGUUUUUAAUCUUCUCUGUUCAAGCUCAGAGUGGAGAGUGGGAGACACCACCACCACCACCACCAACAGAGUUCAUUUUCAAAGGUUUUAGGGAAAACAACAACUCGGAGAUUCAAACAGAAGGAGCAGCUGCCAUCAAACCCGAUGGACUACUGAGACUCACCGAUGGAAACUUAAGCGUCACUGGAACAGCGUUCUACCGCAAACCGUCCCUUCCAGCUCUAGCAAACGGAGGUAGUUUCGGCUUCACCUUCACACUAUCUCCCACCCCAAACCGUCCAGGCGCCGACUCUGGCCAAUACUUUGGACUUCUCAACGAGACCAACGACGGGAAUCCAACGAACCACGUUUUCGCAGUCGAGUUCGAUACUAUACAAGGGUUUAAGGACUGGACGGUCCCGGUAGCUUAUACAACUGAAGAUGAAGUAAAAGAGGAAGGUUUCCAGCUCGAACCAAUCAUAAUCCGUUUGGAUUACAACGGACAAAACCAAGUGCUGAGUUUGAUCGUUUCCUUUGCCAAACUUCCAAUUGCCCCAUCAACCCCAUUCAUCUCCCAUGUUGUUCCAAAACUGUCGGAGAUCGUGCAAGAAGAAAUGUAUGUUGGAUUCACCGCAGCCACAGGAAAAGAUAGGUCGAGUGCUCAUUAUUUGAUGGGUUGGAGUUUCAGAAGCUGUCGAGAUGGUUUAACUGCAGACAGUCUAGUUUUAUAG